AAUAGUUUAUUUCAGAAAAGCAAAAAACGAACAAGUUUGUGUCUCAAAAAUGACGUCAAAACGUGCAUCUUCUAGACGAUCUCUAAGUACUGAUUUUCGCAUCCUUAUUGGAGUUAUUGCCGAUUUGGAAACUACGAUUGGCUUUUUAUUAGCAGGUGUUGGGGAAACUUCAGGUUCGCAACAAUUAGAUAAAAACUUCAUGAUUGUAACGGAGGAAACACCAGCACAUGAAGUCGAAUCUUUUUUUAUAUACUUGUGUGGGCGCAGAAAUAUAGGAGUAAUUUUUGUUGCAACUGAAGUAAGAAAAGUCUUGACACAAGUUAUUUCGCGCGUUACUAAAACUAUUCCUAUUAUUUUGGAAAUUCCUACUAAACAUACAAUUGUCCAAUCACUUGAAAGUAAGCAUCAAGCUUUAAAAAAACAUAAACUGAGAGAUAUUGACUAAAAUAUCGAUACCCAUACAUAUAUAGACACAUAUGUAUAUACUAUAUGUGAGUAAAAAAAAAUCUCUUCUAAACUGAAGGAAUUCGUGAAAGUGGCUUAUCCUUAUCUGCUAUAAUUAUAGGCAUACUUAAAAUUUUCUAAUAAAUUUACAUAUGA
Messenger RNA from Bactrocera dorsalis (oriental fruit fly), 600 nucleotides. Its product is annotated as V-type proton ATPase subunit F. The coding region runs from base 50 to 445 and encodes 131 amino acids. Gene Ontology annotation, biological process: monoatomic ion transmembrane transport. The transcript is spliced from 2 exons. Lineage: Eukaryota; Metazoa; Arthropoda; Insecta; Diptera; Tephritidae. Gene Ontology annotation, molecular function: proton-transporting ATPase activity, rotational mechanism. The record is from RefSeq and is a predicted model, not a curated record. Gene Ontology annotation, cellular component: membrane.